This is a messenger RNA of Rhinocladiella mackenziei CBS 650.93, 1590 nucleotides long. RefSeq lists its product as uncharacterized. The transcript is spliced from 4 exons. The coding region runs from base 1 to 1590 and encodes 529 amino acids. NCBI's taxonomy places the organism in Eukaryota, Fungi, Ascomycota, Eurotiomycetes, Chaetothyriales, Herpotrichiellaceae. The record is from RefSeq and is a predicted model, not a curated record. Gene Ontology annotation, biological process: regulation of transcription by RNA polymerase II. Gene Ontology annotation, molecular function: DNA-binding transcription factor activity, RNA polymerase II-specific.
AUGGACAUGCCGGCCGCCGGAGAAGACCUGACAAAGGGCCGUCAGCCACCAGAGCUCCUGAUGUCCCCAGAACUUCAGACUCAACUCGACAACUGGCGGAUGACCGGCGAGUCACCUCUGCCCGAGCUACAGAUGCACGAUACAGUGUAUUGGACUCGAUUUUCGACCAUCGAUCUGCGUCUUAUCCACCACGUCGUAACCCUUUCGACAGAUAUGAACAACAGGGGCUAUAGUACCUGCACCGUCUGGGGAUUUAGGAUGAAAUCUCUUAUCUCUGUUGCUCUUUCACAUGAUUUCGCGAUGAGUGCGUUGCUUGCGUUGUCGGCAUCGCAUCUUGCAUUCCAGACGUUGAAUGACGACACCAACAACCUGGCAUUCCACCAUCGAGGCGUGGCCCUGAAGGGCCUUCAUGAAGCAAUUGGGUCUUUUUCACGAGACAACUCCGAAGCCGUCCUCGCGGCUUCAAUUCUCUUGUCGUGGCAGGCGACUGAUUGGCGAGGCUGGGCCUCCCUGCAGCAAGGCUUAUCGACUGUUCUGAGCGCAAUGAGACAAUGGAUACACGAAUCGGAAUUGGCAAAAUACAUAGAAACUCAGCGAACAGUCGCUCGAGCCCGAACUCCCGCGACGCCAACCAUGCCUCAUGCACCACUGGCCAUUCCCAACGAGGACCUUCGCCGAGUGGAGCAGAUUACAACGGCUCUGCAUAAUUUGCGUCUACGACUUUCCAACAGCGAAGAGCUGGCAGACCACACGAGACGCCUGGCCGACUACGUCCGAGAACUACAGCGAGACUUACACAUUCAAGCACCAGACGAGGCUUUUACCAGAUUACAGCAUCUCCGAGACCUGAUUUUCUGGUUACCACCGCUCAUUCUGCGCGCGGGCGAGUCUGACUUGGCUCCGCUGACUCUCCUCUCUCAUCUGUAUGCCUGUGCUCUCGCGAUCGAACCUUUAUUCCCUGAAAUCGGCGGCGCAUAUUUGGGCAGCAUGGCCGUGCUUCCUCUCGAGCGCGUCCAUGAUGUGCUGAGAACGAGGAGAACGACCCAGCCCCAAGAUGCAGGUGUCCAGGUGGCGCUGUCUCUCAUAGAUGUACCCAUGCAGAUCAUGAAUGCAUAUCGAUUGAAACAGCGACAAAACAACCCAGGCAGCCAGAGCAGUCAACUAAUGGACAUGUAUCGGUACUCACCUUCAGCGAGCCCUUAUAUGGCCCCGCAGGGACCAAUGCGAUCCCCCACACCCGAUACCUCAACAACAUCAAUAUAUUCCAAUUCACCUCUUCAUGCGCAUGGCAGCGUCUCCAUGUCGGGGACAUCGUACUAUCAGCUCGGACAUGGGCCCGGAGAAUUACGACGCGACUCAUCUAUUUCAUCUCUUGGACGGACACCUUCGAUGAGCGAACGGAGCAUGGGCGCUGGCAGUCCUCACGCGAUGAGCAUGGUUUACGGAUCUCCAGCACAACAGCCUCACAGCAGCCACGAGAUCCUAGGGUCGAGGAUGGACUACUUUGGGCAAAUUCAGGCACCGUACAAUCCAUACGGCAGCAUGAAUAUGAAUACUCGGUUCGUCACUCCUUCACAACUCUGGACUUGA